AUCACCUACCUCACCUUACCCCAUAAAGAACCGUUUCUUGCUUCCUCCUGACCACCUACCUAAUUGCCUUGCUCUUUGAUCCUCCGAAUCGUCAUCUCCUCGCCCCCUCUUCGUCCAGCUUGCUAUUCAGUUCUCCGAGACGGACGGAUACCCACCAUUUCCCGACAGCCUCGUCCUCCUAGGCUCGUUGCACAUGAGGCGGCCCUCUUGCCAUCAUGGGCGUCUCUGUCAUCCAGGAACAACAUGACGUCAUUGUCAACACCAUCAAGAAUAUCACCCAAGGCGACUGGAAAGUCUUGGUUGUCGACGAGACCUCCAAGAAGAUUAUAGACAAUGUCGCCAGCGAAGAUGACAUCCUCAACCUGAAUGUGGCCAAUAUCGAGUUCAUCGAGAAGAGGAGGGACAUGAACCCUGGCAUGGACGCCAUUUACUUCCUGUCCCCACAACCGCACAUCAUCGAUUGUUUGAUGUCCGACUUCGAUCGCCGCCGCUACAGGAAAGCCUUUCUCGUCUGGGUCUCCAUACUGGACCCGAAAUUGCGCCACCGCAUAUACCAGUCGCCUGCGGCCCAGAACACCAUCGCUAGCUUCGACACUCUGGCCGUUGACUUCUUCCCUCGUGAAUCGCACCUCGUUACCUUCCGGGAUCCCUGGAGCUUUCCGAUACUCUAUCACCCCGGCUGCAAUGACCUGAUUCGAGAUCAUAUGCAGACAUUGGCUCAAAGGAUUACUGCCGUCUGUGUCACCCUCGGCGAGUAUCCCAAGGUGCGCUACUACCGACCGAAAAACCCCAUCCACGAGGCCGCCGUCAUGUGCUCGCAUCUGGCACGAUUCGUUCAGGAGGAACUCGAUACCUACGCGCAGUGGAACAAGGACUUCCCCCCGCAAACCUCCCGUCCCCAGGGCACACUCGUCAUCACAGACAGGUCUAUGGACCUGACGGCGCCCUUCGUCCACGAGUUUACCUACCAGGCCAUGGCGCAUGAUCUUCUCCCCAUCCGGGAGGGCGAAAAGAUCAUGUAUCGUACCGUUAUCGACAAGGGCGGUCCUGCAGAAGAAGAGGUGGACUAUGAACUAACCGACAAGGACAAGGUGUGGGUGGAAAACAGACACCGACAUAUGAAGGACACUAUCGAGAAGCUCAUGACCGAUUUCCGAAAAUUCCUUGAGGCCCAUCCUCAUUUCGUCGACCAGCAAGGCGGCCAAAACAGCGUGAAUAGCCUGAGAGAGAUGAUGGGCGGGCUGAAGGAGUUUGGCGAGAUGAAGGCAGCCUAUUCCCUGCAUAUGAGCAUGGCGCAGGAUGCGAUGAAUCUCUUCGAGCGCCAUAAGCUGUCGGACGUGGCCUUGGCAGAACAGAGCUUGGCUACGGGACUGGACGAGGAGAACAGGAGACCGAGGAACAUCUUGGAGGAGGUUGUCAAACUGCUGGACGACGAGGCCAUCAGCCCCGGGGACAGGUUGCGGCUCAUCGUCCUGUAUAUCCUCUACCGCGGUGGCGUCGUUGCGGAGGACGUCAAACGGCUCCUGGCACACGCUCAGCUGCCGCAGGAGGAUACCGAAGUAAUACGCAGUCUCGAACUCCUGGGUGGUCGGGUACAUCACGCGCUCAAAGAACCCCGACAACCCCAACCCUCCGUCUUCCCCAAGAACCCGAAACCAGCGCAGGUCAACGAAGAGUACGCCCUCUCCCGGUUCGAACCCGCCGUCCAAUCCCUCGUCGAAGACCUCGCCAGCGGCACCCUCGACCAGACCACCUUCCCUUACGUCAAGCCGCCGAUCGACCCCAACGAAGACUACCAAGCCGCCCAGCAGGGUUCCCUGCGCGCGGGCCGCCCCAACUGGGCCGCCGCCGGCCGGCGGCCCGUGGACACGAACCGCCAGCGCUUCGUCAUCUUCAUGGCCGGCGGCGCCACCUUCGGCGAGAGCCGCGCCUGCUACGACGUCGGCGCCGCCCGCGAUAAGGACGUCUUCCUCACCACCUCCCACAUGGUCCCCCCGCCGUUAUUCGUCCGCCAACUGCGCGACCUGGCCCGCGACCCGCGCCGUCUGGAUCUCCCCGCGCAUCGCCCCAAGCCCCGUGCGCCCGACUGGGUGCAUGAACGUCCCGCUCCGCCUCCCAUGGCCGCCCCCUCCGGCCAGAGACCGCGCAUCGUCCCGGGCGGUAGCAGUGGUGGCGGCCUCCCACCCCGCCCCGUGGCCGCCCCGCCGACGGGGCAGAUGGGCAGUUUGUCGCUCGGAGACGCGCGCCCACCACCACCACCACAGCAGCAGCAGCAGCCGGGCAUCGUGGCCAACAGUGGCGCGUCGUCGCAAUCUCCAGCCCCGUCUCCGGCCCCUGGGCCACACAAGCUCGAGAAGAAGAAACGGAACCUCUUUGGAAUGAAGAAGUCCAAGGGUUAGGGUUGCAGAAAAGGCCGCGUAGCAGGGUUCCGGGCACUUGAUCGUGUUGGUGGUCCCUUACACAGUUUUGGUCUUUUUGUCUCUGUUCUCCUUUUUUGUUCUUCCAAGGCAAGCACGGCAUGUUCAGCAGGUUGUUGUAUAGUCGGUCGAAGCAAAAAAAAAACACCCACACAUUAACUGCCCUGCUUCAAAUUUCUUACCGAGCAACGGAACCCCGAGUGACGAGGAGAUCGUGGGUUCCUGGUGUUGGCGUUUUUUAGUUGUUGUUGUCCCCCCUCCUUUAGCGUGGCGUCUCGGGGCGUUCAAACUGCCAGCUAGCUACUACCUAGGUCGGGUGAUCACAAUGGUCAAGGGAAAAAAAUAUACAAGUCUUACAUCCCAAGGUGCCAUCAUCAUGGAAUGCCGAGACAUAUAAAUCAAAGUGUGUAUGGAAGG
Sodiomyces alkalinus F11 is the source of this 2834-nucleotide messenger RNA. Its product is annotated as Sec1 family superfamily protein. Lineage: Eukaryota; Fungi; Ascomycota; Sordariomycetes; Glomerellales; Plectosphaerellaceae. Gene Ontology annotation, molecular function: syntaxin binding. The record is from RefSeq and is a predicted model, not a curated record. Bases 216 to 2399 code for a protein of 727 amino acids. Gene Ontology annotation, cellular component: secretory granule; plasma membrane. The transcript is spliced from 5 exons. Gene Ontology annotation, biological process: vesicle-mediated transport; intracellular protein transport.